AUGUCCUGUCGAGAGUCUCAUGUCGUGUGGUUCAGUCCGCCCGGAAUAUCGCAGCCGACCGUCCUCCGGUCCUCGUCUAUCCCCACCAACCUGCCGUGGGCCUCGCUCUGGAACAACGUCAAUAAUUCGUCGCAUGGACAUCUGCGAGCGCACAUGACGCCGCAUCAGCAGCAGUUGCGACUGAACACGUCGCCGUCGAUUCUGACGUCUUCGCGGAUUUCCUCGGCCUUCCGACCACUUCAGAAGAGCAGCUCGGCGUUGCCACCGCCUGCGACGUCUUCUGCGGCCAUCAAUGAAUAUCCGCGGGGCUUCCAGCCCCAACAGAUUAAUCCCAUCAAGAUGAGGUUGAUAUUUUCUUUUUUGUUUAAGUCUGGGUCGUUCUGUCCUUUUUUGUUUUAUGUCUAUUGAUUUUUCAUUUGAAAUCUUGAGAGUCUCUCAAAUUAUUUAAAAGUCUGCAUUUUACGCGAAUUCAUUUACAACAGUACAAUAGUGAGAAAUAGACCUGUUAACGCUGAGAAUAGCUAGUCGCACUCAUGCUUCCAUUUUUUUAACCAUAUGCGAACACGUAAGAUUUUUUGAAUACACCUGAAUUCCAUUGAAAGCUGAGAAAAUUUCGUUUUCUUUUUACGUUAAAUGUUGUGUGUGCUUCGCUUUUUGUGUUGCUCCAUCGUAUGUCAGAAAUUUUUUUGUUAUUGUUAGCUACCGUCUUCUCUGCCAUUUAUUUCUUCUUUCCUUUGCUAAGGCCAAGCGCCGAAAGAAACAAAAUUCAACGGUAGCAUUUUGCAGCCGGUGGCAGUCGAAAACGGUGACGGAGAGCGAGGCGGAACGACGCAACAACUCUCGGAUGCAAAGGCAGCACCGACGCUCCACCCAGGGCGUCACAAAAGUAUUUUUCCUUCCAAAUUUGCGUGUUCUAAAGAUUGGUUGUCUGCAGGAACAGUUGGAAGAAGCGAGUCGGUUGGCCAGCGAGGAAACGGCUCGUCGCCAUUCCGCAGUUUCCAGCACUUCAGCUCCGUCUUCGGUUUGGCUUCUUCGUAGCUUCAAAUCAAAAGAAAAACAUUCAGGCGAUUGUUCGCUUGGCUUCUGAGGAACGUGACUUGACCAACAGUGAGAGCGAAAGAUCUCAACCGGAAAGAGGUAAGCUUUUCAAUAUAGUCCUUCUGUGAUAUAAAUUUAGUGUUUAAUAUAAAUAUAGUAAUAUGUCCUGAAAGACUCAAAACAUGCCAAAGAAAGAUCAGUUUAAUAUCCUGAAUCUUUAGUUAUUUUUCACUCGAUAAAUCCAAAAAAGCGAUCAAGUUAAUUUUCAAACCUUUACAUGAUUCAGAUGAGAAGAAGAAACUAAUUCUCAGAAAAUCUUUAUUGUAUUUUACCACCUCAUUAAGUUUUAGAGUUUUGAACAGAAUAUGAUUAAAAGCAGAUGGUUGAUUAAUUCUUACUUGAUAAAAUUUUCUGACGGAAACUGAGUUAAUAAUGAUUCAUUAUUCAGACGGUGACGUGAGCGCGACGGCUUCUGUACCACUGAACAGCAUGUCCAACAAUCAAGCGAAUGUCCGACGGAAGAGUCAAGUGAGUCGUCGUCAGAAGUUUCUCGAAAACCUUAAGUGUUCCCUUAAAUGGUUAUGUUGCUCAUAAACAGCCUUGCUGUGUCUACUUUGUUACGUUUUUUAGUUAUCUUCAAUUUAUCCGCCUAUUCUUCCCCGUUGAUUGGUUUUGAAUUAUUUGUAUGAAAAUAGUUAUAGAAUGAAAACUAAAAUUAGAUUUUUUUUUUUUGAUAUGGUAAAAAAAAAGUUGAAUGAUUAAAAUUUUGCGUUUUCAUGUCACCUCUGUUGGUUAUGUUGAUUUGGUUGUGUAGGCGUUGUCGUUCUCGCGGACGAAUCGUCGCGGCACUGGUCCUGUGAUGGCGGACGACGUGGUGCAGGCGGCGGCUCUUCGGACCAACGGCGGUCAUGGCGAUAUCGCGUCUUCGCCGACCACUCUUCGACUUGCUGCCGUCUCGGCGACGUCGCCCUCCACCUUCUCUUCGACUUCUUCUUCCUCGGCCACCACCCCUCGUGCCUACAUCUCUGGAACUUCUAUGUCAUCCGCUGCUUCUCGAUACUCAAACGGCGAAGACAAGGCGACGUCCCUUCCACCGUCUUCCCAUACGGUUUGUAGCUUCGCUUUUUCUGUUUUGUUUUUCCUUUGCUUUCGGUAGCGCUGCUCAUUAGAGGAAAACAUUUUUUUCAUAAUUAAUUUCUUAUUUUUGAGCUUUUUCUUCACUUUCCACUCGCAAACUUCAACGCUUUUUGUUAUGUCAGGCCUCGUCCAUAUUACCUUUUUGUUUUGAAAUAAGGAUUAGUGUUGCUUUCCGUUUGCUUUUUGCUUUGCCUGCAUCACCAAUAGAGACUUUUUUCUAGCUGCUUUAAAAAAAUAAUUUGAAAACGGAAAGUUUAUAAUGAAUGGAAAGCCUCGAGUGUUUCGGAAAGUGUCGACCAUUCGAGGCGCAAAGUGGGCCGCCAGUGACGCAGUAAGCCUGACUUCUUGUGUUUUCCACGCAACGGCGAAUCUCUCGGCCCACUUGAUCCGAUGCUCUCGGCUCCCGUUUUUUCGAUGUUUCACUCAUCUCUUCACUCACUUCGAAACCAUGCUGAAUCGUUCCUCGCUGCUCCAAUACGGCUCUGCUUCUUCGCGCUCCCGCUCCCUGCAGAAGCGAUCUCGUUCCCGAGCCUUCGGAUCAAGAACUUCUUCUGCCUCUUCUAUCAAUAGCACCUCUUCGUCCUUGCGUGCAUACAGCGCAGAACGAUACGCGGUAUUGUGCGUUCCCUCGUCUACAAUCUCAGUAUUGAGAAUGCAUGCGAAACAGCCACAACCGUUCCCAUUCAUUCUUUCAACAAACAAAUUUUAUCUUAGUCAGAAAAGUAUCCCAAAAGGUUUCCUACGUUAAUGCAAUCGCUGGAAAACUUUUAUAUUUUUUUUCAAUUGUUGAAGUAAUUUCUUUCGAUUCAAAAUUGAUAAGAAAAACUCUUUGUGAAAUUUCAUUCUCUCAAAAAGUUAUAUUUUUUUGAUUGAAAAAAACCUUUUACGUAUUUUUUUCUAUAACUCUCAAAAAAAUUUUUGCAGAGUUCCGUGGCUCAAUCAGCCGCGUCGCAGAGAAGUGCAGUAGUUGCUGGUCUUUCCACGGCCCCCAGUUCGGCGCGAGUCGUCACUGCGACUUCUCGCUUCGGACCGACAAAUGUGUCGACAUCCACGCCUUCUUACCUCGCUCAGGUUUUCAGAUGUCGAACUCAGUUAAGAAAUUUCCCCUUUUCUCAGUCUCGGCCCACGGAAACUAACCUCAACUACAAGGCGCUUUAUGAGAAAGAACGUGCCGAAUGCGAUAGACUCCGCAAGGAGGUCGAUGAACUUCGCAGGUCUAACGAUGUGAGUUAUUUUUUUUCGUUGAGUUUUCGCUUUUCGUAACUUUGAUUGGUGGUUUUUUUUAACAGUCAAAAAAAAAUGAGAACGAGUAAAUUUAUAGCGUCCUUCGUCGAACUCGACGUCGACGAGUAACUGGCGACUGCGGAACACGUCGCCGUCGUCGAACGCCUCGGCGAGUCUGACGGUCGCCAAGUCUUCCUCUCUGGCCUCCUUCGAUGAGAGCGAACGACGAAGCAUGGAACGUCGAAUCACGGACCUCGAGUCCCAACUCAAGGUCAUCCGCUUCUCUGACCUCCUGAUCAACUUUGACUUGUUCCAGGAACUGAAGAAACUUCGAAAUGACAACGACCGACUCAAGGAGGAAAACGGGGCUCUCGUUCGUGUUAUAUCCAAAAUGACGUCAUAA
Molecule: messenger RNA, 3802 nt
Organism: Caenorhabditis auriculariae
Lineage: Eukaryota; Metazoa; Nematoda; Chromadorea; Rhabditida; Rhabditidae
Source: the annotation of a GenBank genome assembly